GGGCGGAGUAUAUAACCUGGUCUCUUUGCCCUUUCCUUUAGCUCCUUGAGGGUGGUCAACCUGCCCAGCGGGACUUCCAGAAUCAUCGCCUUUAGGCUGCUGAGGGUUGAUUUCUUCUUUCUCCAGAAAGAAAAAUGGCAUCUGUUGCAGUAGAUCCACAACCGAGUGUGGUGACUAGGGUAGCCAGCCUGCCCUUGGUGAGCUCCACAUAUGACCUUGUCUCCUCCGCUUAUGUCAGUACAAAGGAUCAGCAUCCCUACUUGAAGUCUGUGUGUGAGAUGGCAGAAAAGGGUGUAAAGACCAUCACCUCAGUGGCAGUGACUGGAGCUCUGCCCAUCAUCCAGAAGCUAGAGCCACAAAUUGCAGUUGCCAAUACGUAUGCCUGUAAGGGGCUAGACAGGAUUGAGGAGAAACUUCCUAUUCUGAAUCAACCAACAGAUCAGGUCGUUGCCAAUGCCAAAGGUGCUGUGACUGGGGCCAAAGAUGCUAUGACAACUACUAUGACUGGGGCCAAGGAUUCUGUGGCCAGCACAAUCACUGGGGUGAUGGACAGGACCAAAGGAGCAGUGACUGACAGUGUGGAGAAGACCAAGUCUGUGGUGAACGGAAGUAUUAACACAGUUUUGGGCAGUAGGAUGAUGCAGUUGGUGAGCAGUGGAGUAGAAAAUGCCCUCACCAGAUCUGAGCUAUUGGUAGACCAGUACCUUCCUCUCACUGAGGAAGAAAUAGAAAAGGAGGCAAAAAAAGUUGAAGGAUUUGAUACAGUUCAGAAACCCAACUAUUAUAUUAGAUUGGGAUCUCUGUCUACCAAGCUCCGCUCCCGUGCUUACCAGCAGGCCCUCAGCAGAGUUAGAGAAGCUAAGCAGAAAAGUCAAGAGACCAUUUCUCAGCUCCAUUCCACUGUCAACAUGAUUGAAUUUGCCAGGAAGAAUGUGCAUAAUGCCAACCAGAAAAUCCAGGGUGCCCAGGAUAAGCUCUAUCUCUCCUGGCUAGAGUGGAAGAGAAGCAUAGUCUAUGAUGAUACAGAUGAAUCCCACUGUGCUGAGCACAUAGAGUCAUCUACUCUUGCCAUUGCCCGUAACCUGACUCAACAGCUCCAGACCACGUGUCAUACCCUCAUGUCCAACAUUCAGGGGUUACCACAGAACAUUCAAGAUCAAGCCAACCACUUGGGGGUGAUGGCCGGAGACAUCUACUCAGUGUUUCGCAAUGCUGCCUCCUUUAAGGAAGUGUCUGACAGUCUCCUCACUUCUAGUAAGGGACAACUGCAGAAAAUGAAGGAGUCUUUAGAUGAUGUGAUGGAUUAUCUUGUUAACAACACACCCCUCAACUGGCUGGUAGGUCCCUUUUAUCCUCAGCUCACUGAGUCUCAGAAUACACAGAAACAAGAUGCAAAGGACAAAACUACUCAGGAGUUGCAGCAACCUGAGCAUGAAACACAUUAAACUUAACCCUGUGAUAAUACAUAGCCCACCUAGCAGAUGACACCUCCUCCUGUGUUGAGAUUAAUCUGCUAGACAGUUCCAACUUGGGGAAAACACCUAGUUAGAAAAAUAUCUUCUAUUAUAGUACUGCCCAGCUAGGUUUAGAGCUUUAGUUUCUGGUAAAAGUCUAUUGCUUACCUGAUUGGGAAGAAAAGUAUAAUAGACUUCUCAGAGUCUAGCCAGGGCUCACAGAACUGUUCCUGUGUUUUUUGUUUGCAGUUGUAACUGUUACUGUUUUUUUUUUUUUUUUUUGUAUUGGGUAAAAACACUUUCAUGUGCGUUGUGGUACCAGCUGGUGUCUUGCUUCCAGUUUAAUUUGAGCUGUGAUUCAUUACUGAUUUGUCUUACAGUGCUUACUUGUACAACUUUAGUUUAGUUUUUUUUUUUUCAUAAAGGAAUACUCUUUAUUGAAUUCAAUAAAAUUCACUGCAGAAUAGA
Molecule: messenger RNA, 1922 nt
Organism: Erinaceus europaeus (western European hedgehog)
Lineage: Eukaryota; Metazoa; Chordata; Mammalia; Eulipotyphla; Erinaceidae
Gene: PLIN2
Product: perilipin 2
Exons: 8
Coding region: 135-1445 (436 amino acids)
Biological process (GO): positive regulation of triglyceride storage; lipid storage
Cellular component (GO): cytosol; lipid droplet
Source: RefSeq, a predicted model, not a curated record